This is a messenger RNA of Aphanomyces invadans, 1419 nucleotides long. RefSeq lists its product as hypothetical. The transcript is spliced from 7 exons. Bases 38 to 925 code for a protein of 295 amino acids. NCBI's taxonomy places the organism in Eukaryota, Oomycota, Saprolegniomycetes, Saprolegniales, Verrucalvaceae. The record is from RefSeq and is a predicted model, not a curated record.
CGUGGGCCAGGUCACAGCGACUGGCGCGACGGACGCGAUGGCGGACAUGAACAAGAAGAUAGAAGAGGACGUGGUCAAGGCCGCGGGGGUUGCCGUGAUCGACGACGACGGGUUGCUUGUGGCAGACGACGAAUGGACGGAAGAGCGAGAGGAACUGGCCAAGGCGCUGCUCGAACAAGACAAGAAGGUCGUCCCGCCAUUUUGGCAAAACAAGUACGAAAAGGAAGCUGCGAAGAGCUGGGAUUUGUUUUACAAGCGCAACUCGACAAACUUUUACAAAGACCGGCACUACCUCCACCUCGUCUUUUCAGAUUUGGCCCCCAAAGAAGGCGACACGUCCGACGAGAAAACAUGGCUGCUCGAAGUCGGGUGUGGCGUCGGGAACGCCGCGUUACCGCUUCUGGAAGUGAAUCCGCGGCUUCAUGUUGUCGCGAUUGAUUUUGCCGCCAAAGCCGUUGAACUCUUCCAUCAACAACCUUUGUACGACCCGUCCCGGUGCCACGUAUCGGUGUGCGACAUCACGACCGACCCGCUGCCGGCCGUGAUUGACGCUGAAGGCGGCGUGCACUUUGCGCUGUUCAUGUUUUGCUUGUCCGCGCUGCAUCCUGACAAGAUGCAAGCCGCCGUGCAAAAGAUCGCGGACGCCGUCAAACCCGGUGGCAAGAUCUUUUUUAGAGAUUAUGGCCGGUACGACCAAGCACAGCUCCGCUUCAAGCCUGGCCACAAACUGGCCGACAACUUUUACGUCCGCCAAGAUAACACCCGCGCGUAUUACUUUACCAUCGACGAAGUGCGCGACUUGUUUGUGGCGGCCGGCUUGGUCGAGCGCGAGAACGAGUACAUUCGCCGCCAGUACUCGAAUCGAUCGCAGGGAGUCGUCCGCUUCCGCGUGUGGGUCCAUGCUAUCUUCGAGAAACCCCUCUAGUCGCCGCGCAACACCAUCCGAUGCGAUUUUUCCCAUGAAUUCCAACUCUUUCAUCGCGAUAGGUUGCCGCCACGGUGCUUGCCAUCGUGUGCACAUACACAUCGUAUGCAUAAUGCCAUGACGAGGGAGAUGGCUGUGAAUGCUGGCGCAGUGGCAUCUCCUUCACAUUGAUAUCUUCAGCCGCAGUUUGGCUGGAACAAGCAGCCCCCCCCUCACUGAAAUCCGUUGUGGCGCUCGCUCGCAUAUCGUUGGACACUGGAAAUUUCGCAAGGCAGUGUAACCUCCCUGCCCAGACGUGAUGCCACGGAUGUUUCAUGUGGAUCUUUCAGCCGAAACAUGUCCUCUUCUAGAAAAUCACCCAUGAUCUCGUUCCCUGCAUGAUGGGGCCAUUGAAGCCGCGAAAGAGCAGCGCGAUCGCCUUCAUGCCAGAGCAGCGCGAUCGCCUCAUGGCCAGGCUUGGUAUAUUAAUUUCACACGUUUGAAUUGUCUCCCGA